Molecule: messenger RNA, 450 nt
Organism: Naegleria lovaniensis
Lineage: Eukaryota; Heterolobosea; Eutetramitea; Acrasida; Naegleriidae
Exons: 1
Coding region: 1-450 (149 amino acids)
Source: RefSeq, a predicted model, not a curated record
AUGAGUAAACCAUCGUCCAAGCCCAAACUCUCCGUUCUUGCCCUCUCUGCUGGCAAUGCCCACUUUGGAGAUCAAAUCGGAAAUCAACUGUAUGAAGAUUACCUCCCAUCAUUAAUGGCUGCACAAUUAAAUUGUGCCCAGUAUUUUGAUGUAGAAUUGGAUAAUAAAAGUGGUAGCGCUUCAUCUUCCGAUGAUCGUAAGGUGGUGUCCGAGAGAGAAUAUGCUGAACAACUUACGUCAUGCUUGGCUGAGAGUUUAUGCCCAAAAACGUUUGUGAAACAAUCACAUGGAUGUGUCUCUAAACUUAUCAAAAUGAAUGCAGAAUGGACACCAAAUCUUGAUAAGAAUACUGAAAAUGAAUUUAGAAAGGAUCUGAAAGAAUGUUUCUCGGAUGUCAAGGAAUGUGUUGCAGAAUUCAUUCUACAUGGAUCUGUUAACGAAAAAAAGUAA